UAUAGUAAAUUAAAAACGGCGGAAGAAAAAAAAAUUCAAUCGCAAGGCGGUUGCUUGUCCCCUGCUUGUGAUGGGCCAUGACCGAUGCUGGUAAUCAACCACCACUCAACCCACCAUCACCAUCACCACCACUUUCAUAUAGAAAAUAUAUUAGACUUGGUCUGGAACGCCCUCAAUCAUGAACAAAGGCUUUCUCAACCCUGCCCAGAGCCAGAAAUCCGUCGAAUUGUUGAAUCCGAUUGUCCCCCUGCUGUUGCUGGAACCCAACUAUAUCUUCCUCUUACCCUUCGAUUGAACCAGCAUCCUGGGCCAUCUCAAUCUCAAUCAGGCUCCUAUCCAUUACCACCGAAAACGUGAGCCCAGAACCCUCAGCUGACCACUCAUAUCUGCUGUCACUACGAUUCCUUCCUCACUCAGCCCUGGUUGAAUUUUAAAGAUCUGACAGCCAUGUGCAACUACGUCCAAAACUACUACAUUUACACGGCCUGCUACAGCCCCAAUAGCCACUUCUUGAGGACAGAGAUGGAAGG
Molecule: messenger RNA, 530 nt
Organism: Aspergillus fijiensis CBS 313.89
Lineage: Eukaryota; Fungi; Ascomycota; Eurotiomycetes; Eurotiales; Aspergillaceae
Exons: 1
Coding region: 85-357 (90 amino acids)
Source: RefSeq, a predicted model, not a curated record